Penicillium mononematosum is the source of this 429-nucleotide messenger RNA. Its product is annotated as histone H2B family protein. Gene Ontology annotation, molecular function: protein heterodimerization activity; structural constituent of chromatin; DNA binding. Gene Ontology annotation, cellular component: nucleosome. The transcript has 4 exons. The record is from RefSeq and is a predicted model, not a curated record. The coding region runs from base 1 to 429 and encodes 142 amino acids. Gene Ontology annotation, biological process: nucleosome assembly. NCBI's taxonomy places the organism in Eukaryota, Fungi, Ascomycota, Eurotiomycetes, Eurotiales, Aspergillaceae.
AUGCUGUCUCCCCUCGCCGCUGAGAAGAAGCCCUCCACCGGUGGCAAGGCCCCCGUUGGUGGCAAGGCCCCUGCUGAGAAGAAGGAGGCUGGCAAGAAGACUGCCACCGCUGCCACUGGCGAGAAGAAGAAGCGCGGCAAGACCCGCAAGGAGACCUACUCUUCUUACAUCUACAAGGUCCUCAAGCAGGUCCACCCUGACACUGGUAUCUCUACUCGUGCCAUGUCCAUCUUGAACUCCUUCGUGAACGACAUUUUCGAGCGUGUCGCUACCGAGGCCUCCAAGCUGGCUGCGUACAACAAGAAGUCCACCAUCUCCUCCCGGGAGAUCCAGACCUCUGUUCGUCUCAUCCUCCCCGGUGAGCUGGCCAAGCACGCCGUCUCUGAGGGCACCAAGGCUGUUACCAAGUACUCUUCUUCCGCCAAAUAA